Messenger RNA from Paralichthys olivaceus (Japanese flounder), 1156 nucleotides. NCBI's taxonomy places the organism in Eukaryota, Metazoa, Chordata, Actinopteri, Pleuronectiformes, Paralichthyidae. The record is from RefSeq and is a predicted model, not a curated record.
AUGAGUCCCACCGAGCUGAGAAGAAAGAAGGUGGAGUCAGACAGCAGUCACUACGAGUCAUACGGUGAUGAAGAUGAGGAGGAGGAUGAGGGGGAGGAGCUGGUGAAGGACAGAGCUCAUUACAUCCAAUGGAGCGCCUCUCAGCCCUGCCUAAGACCCGCCCCUGAGUCCCGCCUCUGUGGUUACCUGUGGAGGAGGAAGUGGCUCGGACAGUGGACCAAACAGCUGUUCAUCGUCCAGAACCAUGAGCUGCUGUGUUAUAAAUGUGCUCGGGACCUGCUGCCUCACCUGGAGCUGAACCUGCGCGGCUGUCAGCUCGUCUACAAGUCCAAGAGCAACAGGAAGAUCCAGCACCAGCUCAAACUGGUUCUGCUGGGCUCCGACACCCUGGUGCUGGGAUACAGCAGCUUCCAGCAGGCCGACGAGUGGAGGAGGGUGAUAGAGGAGGUGAGUGUUGGAGGUGAAGAGGAGAUUGAUCGAUCAUCAUCUCUGAUUAGAUCAGAGCAGCUGCUGUCCUUCAGGUCCAGUUCAGUCCAGACUGACUCUGAGGAGGAGAAACCUUCAGCUGGCUGCAGCGUCCACAAACACAAAGGCUUCCUGAACGUGCUGAUGAACUGUCAGUGGCAGAGUUUACUGUGUCGGGUGGAGGCCGGCGUCCUCAACAUGUUUGGAGAGGAGGAGGUGGAGAAGGAGGAGGAGGAGGAGGAGGAGGAGGGAGGGGAGACAAAGAGGGAGCGAUCUCCUCAGUACACCGUCCAGCUCCGAGGCUGCGAGGUACGAGCCGGGCCCGACACUGACCACUCCCACAGGAUCACACUGAGCAUGCUCAGGGACCAGGUCGCUGUGCUGGAGGUCGGUAGUUUGGAGGAAAAGGAGCGCUGGCUGAAGCUACUGCAGGACGGAGCUGUCAGUCACAGUCACCAUGACAACAAUGCACAUGGGCACACAGUUCUCAGCGGGCUGCAGACUCGGAGGUUUCCCACCUCCAACACUUACAUGGACGACCCCUUCCACCUGGGUGGACCAGGCCGGGACCAGCCCAUCUACUCCAACACCUCCAUCCUGGAGCACAUGCUCCACAGCUCCCAGAAUUCAGUUCACCACAGCUCAGUGUCAUCAAAAGACUCAGUGACCUUCAGCAACACAUUCAUCACCA